Messenger RNA from Halichondria panicea, 1275 nucleotides. RefSeq names its product protein phosphatase methylesterase 1-like. Gene Ontology annotation, molecular function: protein methylesterase activity. Gene Ontology annotation, biological process: protein demethylation. Lineage: Eukaryota; Metazoa; Porifera; Demospongiae; Suberitida; Halichondriidae. The transcript has 15 exons. Bases 33 to 1178 code for a protein of 381 amino acids. The record is from RefSeq and is a predicted model, not a curated record.
GCCACGCCCAUCUAAGUAUUUACAAUUACAACAUGGCACUGAGGAAGGUUGCUUUACUUAGGAGUCUCCCAGCUCUUCCUCCAACAUCACAGCGAAGCUCUGGUGGACCCUCUCGCAGGAGAAACUUCUCUCCCCUCCCGUGGGAAAACUAUUUUGACUCCUCACAGGAAUUCACGACCUCAGGCAACAGCAGCAGUAAUAAUGUAUUCCGUGUUUAUUUUCGUGGUCAGAGUGGUCCAGUGGUGUUCUGUCUCCAUGGAGGCGGGCACUCGGCCCUCUCAUGGGCACUAAUGGCGGUUUCACUUACUAGGCUUAUUGACUGCCGAGUAGUUGCCAUGGAUAUCAGAGGACAUGGCUCCACCCAAACUGAGAAAGAAGAUGAGCUGCAAGCCACCACUCUUGUCAAUGAUGUGCUGGAGGUGGUGAGUACUGUCUUCCCUCAGGAGUCCAUGCCCCCCCUGGUGCUGGUAGGACACAGUAUGGGAGGAGCCAUUGCUGUCAGAGUGGCUGCCAGAGAUGUACUGCCCUCACUCUCAGGGCUUGUUGUGUUGGACGUUGUCGAAGGCUCAGCCCUGGAGUCCCUCUCAACGAUGCAGUCCUUCCUGCGAGGGAGGCCUCAGAGGUUUAACUCACUCGAAAAAGCCGUAGAGUGGAGUAUGAAGAGUGGUCAAGUGAGGAAUUUGGAGUCAGCUAGAGUGGCCAUGGCUGGACAACUGACCAGGAGGUGGUCUAGUGGUGAGACCUCUAGUCAAACUGAGACAGUGGUAGCCCCAGCAGUGCAGCCCCUGGCAGUGGUACAGGAAGAGGGUGAAGAUUGUGCUGCAGGGUUACAAGAAGUAGCUGAUGACAAGGCUGGCAGUGGUGUGGAGUAUGUGUGGAGGAUAGACUUGGCUAAGACAGAACCGUUCUGGCAAGGCUGGUUCACUGGCCUCUCCAAACUAUUCCUGAGCACAACGGUACCUAAAGUGCUCCUGUUAGCGGGUGUGGAUCGUCUAGACAAGGAGCUCUCCAUAGGACACAUGCAGGGUAAAUUCCAGCUUCAAGUGUUAUCAGGAUGUGGACAUUUGAUCCAGGAAGACGUACCAGAUAAGGUGGCUGAAACAUUGGCAUCCUUUCUCAAACGCUACCAACUGGCAGUGGCUUCCAAUGACUUUGAAAGACCCCCUCCAGCCUGCUGAUCAUCACUUCCCGAACUAUCUGACAGCAACUAUUACUUCUGUUAUUUUACUUGCAAUCAUGUUCACAGACACUUGAUGAAAUGGGUAAUUGAAUUGA